Nymphaea colorata (pocket water lily) is the source of this 2303-nucleotide messenger RNA. RefSeq names its product zinc finger CCCH domain-containing protein 34-like. The record is from RefSeq and is a predicted model, not a curated record. The transcript is spliced from 3 exons. Bases 241 to 2070 code for a protein of 609 amino acids. NCBI's taxonomy places the organism in Eukaryota, Viridiplantae, Streptophyta, Magnoliopsida, Nymphaeales, Nymphaeaceae. Gene Ontology annotation, molecular function: metal ion binding.
GGGAGAGGAGGAUGAGAGGGAGAGAAACGAGAGUUCUGAUGUUGCAUGGUUACGUAUGGAUGGAGAUUCAGAGAUGGAAACCCUAACCCUAGGGGAAGGUCUCUUCUUUUCUCUUCUUUUAUUUGGUUUGGCCCUGGUUCCUUGCCUUUUUCAGGAAGGAAACAAGUGGUGAGGAUCGAUAAGGCGGUCUAUCUCUCUCUUUCUGUCUCUUUUCCGCGGUUCUCAUAAGUUGGUGGAGCAAUGGAGGAUGAAUUCCUGAAGCGGAACACCGAUUGCGUCUAUUUUUUAGCGUCACCUCUAACUUGCAAGAAGGGCGGCGAAUGUGAGUUUCGGCACAGCGAAGGUGCCCGGCUGAAUCCCAGGGACUGCUGGUACUGGUUACAGGGAAAUUGCCUGAACCCACAUUGUGCAUUCAGGCAUCCGCCACUAGAUGCAUGGACAGAGACCUCAUCUGAAUAUCUUCCUGCACUGCAACUGCCACCACUACCAAAAAAGCCCAAAUCCAGUGUUCCUUGCUAUUUUUAUUCUAGUGGGCACUGCAUUAAGGGGGAUCAGUGCCCCUUUAUGCAUGGUCCAAAUGGUAUUCAGCCUUCCGAGAAAUUGGAAAAGGUUGCUGAGGGCAACAGUACUGGUAAUCAAUUGGAGAAUAAGGCACCAACUGUAACUAGUGCUGAACCAGACUCAAGCAGUCCUCCGAAUAGAACUAGCACUCCAUUGAAAGUCCCCCAUACAUCAUGCCUCAAAAAAAGCGAUAUUCAUGAUGAUGGUGUUUCCGAGACUGAACGUUGCUCCUCACCACAGGCAUGUGCUCCAGAAGCUGAUGAUUCUACAGUUAGAUCAUCUAAAUCUCUUCUCCCUGAAGAAGAUGACUAUGUCAGUUUGCAACCAGAUUUGUUGGAGUGUUCAGAGGACCACAUGAAUGGCACUGAAAGAGAAGAGUGGUGGGAGUCAUCUCCUGGGCUAGAUGUGCUUGUUGAUGAUGAAUCAGAGUUUGAAGAAGAUGUAAAAUACACGUUGCUUCGUGACAGAGGCGUUGACCAAUUUCACAGGCGCUUGCUACAACAUGAUUAUGAAGAUGCAGGCAGGUUCGAGCAUUACUCAGAAGCUGAAUUACCUCGACGGCAUGUGACAUUUGAUGGUUAUGAAGCCACGGAAUAUGUGUAUGAUUCAAUGCAGAGAACGGCUAUGCAAUUCAGGGUACGAAUGCCUGAACAACUAGUGCCUUAUGGUAGAAGACGAGUUCGGCAGUAUGAAACUGAAGGGGGAUAUAGGAAUUCUGUAGAUCUUCGUGAUCACCUCAAGAAGCGCAGGACUGAUUAUGGAAGAUUUGGUUAUUACUCUGGAGAUCAUCCACAUUUACUGCAUAAGAGUGACACUGGAAAAGGACAGCAAGGAAGGUGCAUUUCGGUACAAAAGCAUGAAAGAAUGUCGUCGCAAGUUGCGAAAAACAGAAUAGUUCAGUACAGUAAGGCGGAUUCUAAUUUGAGGUCUAAUAAAAAACAUGGCAGGUCUGGACAUGCAAAGUCGAGGCAUGUUAAGAGACAGGAGCAUGACAAGCUGAAAAGAAAACCAAACUUUACAGUGCGGUCAGAGAUUGCAAGAGGACAAUGCCAGAAUGAUAUUUGGAGUACCCAGAAAACUGAUGGUUUUGCUGGACCAAAAUCUCUUUCACAAAUUAAAGAAGAGAAGAAGAGAGUAAGAGAAAGUGAGGAUGGUUUGAAAUGCCUGGAGCAAAAUGAUUGUGCGAAUUGGUGCAGAGAUAUGUCUCACCAGUUCCAAGGUCCAAAAUCUCUAAAUGAACUACUCAAAGAUAAGAUUAGACCAAAAUCACUGGACAAGGCCAUUCAGCUGACCACCACAAUUUCAGUGGACUCUGUUGCUGAUUGUAGGAGCAGUUUACACAGAGAUACCAGAGAACAUAAGAAUGGUUAUAUCAAUGACGGAAAUAGUGGUCCCGAUGAAGAAGCUGAUGGAGCGAGUAACAGGAGGGUUGCAGAAAAGGAUGAAUUUUCAGAUGCACAUGAUGAUGAUGAUGAUUUUCUGCUAAAACUGGAGAGCAUGUAUUCUUGAAGGUGUGGUUGGUUCUUUCUCCUUGACAUCACUAACUGCGGAUAGGGCUAUAAGAAAGUGACAUAGCAGGGAGGUUACUAUUGUCGCAGUGUGUAGCUUCUCUUUGUACAGAGGUUGCUGAAUUACUAGUCGGAUGAUAUCUAGUAUUGUUUUGACCUGUAGGCAUUUGUAUGCUUGCUUUAUGGUGACGAAUACGUUGAAAUAUUAACAUCAGCUUGAGUUUUAUAUGCAAA